UGUGACUGUCUAUCCUUUCUGCUGCGCGUUCAUACGCAUUUGGAAAACAUUGCUCAUUUUUCAUUUGUCUCCAUGAGCUGAUCCCUAUUCAUUAAUACCUAACCAACCACACCAUGUCUUUCGCCGGCUACUUCUUCGGAAACGUUGACAAAUCAGGCAAGGUCGAAGACCUACCGGAGGAAUUCCGUGAGGCUUUGGAGAGUUUAGAGAACAGUGAACAGCUUACGCACCUCUUCUCCGCAAAGACAUUGGGCGUCGAUGAGAGUGAGGUCCAACCUCAAGGUCCAGAUGCAUCUGGUGGAGUUGACAAUGACGAGGACGAUGAAGAAGACCAAGAUGGCGAGGUCAACUUUGCUACUAUCAAAUCUACUUUUGAACAUGACAAGGAUGCUGUUGACUUUUCAGAAAUCAAUGACCUCGCUGUGGAUAAUUCAGAACAGAUGUUCAGUAACCAGUAUCUACAAAAAGGACUCUCCACGAUGGCCUCAACAGCGAUGAAAAGUAAUUUAGCAAAGAGCGCUAGCGGUAACAGGGGCAAGUCAAGGCUUGACAGUAUGGAUGAAGAUUAUGAUGCUGAUGGUGCAGACGAGGAGAGAGCCCCGACAACAAGCUUAUCAUUGCCACCAUCUUCUUCAACAGCAUCAAACAUCACAACAGCCCCAAAAUCAGCACUAUCGUUACUUCAGCAACAACAACUUUACCUUCUAGAAGAACAGCAAAAGUUGAAUCAGACUGCAGCGGGCAGUGCAGGAAGCAAAGUCGCUCUUCCACCUUCUACUUUGCCACCCCUCUCAGGAACGACCGCUGGACCUUCUGCACCUGUAGAGCCCAUUGAUGUACAUGCACUAUACCCUGCGUUCGAGAAGAACAAGAUCCUCAAAUUUUCGGAGCUGUUCAAUAUCAAACGACUGAAGCGCUUCCCACACUCAAAAGUGAAGCCUGCCGACUUCCCAACUAUCAAUAAAUUUACUCGCGAAUAUGAUCAACGGAAAAUAUUUGACCAACCAGAGGAUCCAAUAUCCGUUGAAGAUCAGGAUGUUGAUCCCUAUGAUGCAUAUGAGAAUUUAGUUGACAAAGAAUGGGCAAAUAGCUUGCAAUGGAAAGUACCGGACACCAAAGAUCUCUACUCUGUACAGCUCGAAGAAUGGGAGGAUAAAAUUAUUUGGGACGAUGCAGUAGUCCCAUUGAAAACCUCAGAAACAAGCGGCGCUGGCAGCACAACUACUGAAAAUACUGAAGACAGCUCAAAGGAAAUCUUCGCUAUUCGUAACUAUGAACUAGAGAACGGUGAUUGGGAAGAAUCGAUUAUUUGGGACGAAAACAAGCCCUUUAAACCAUUCACUCAGAUCAGUUUCAACAUGAAUGAUGCCAAUGUUUUAUUUGACCUUACUUCAAUGGAUUCCAAGACAAUGGGAGAGGGAUUCAGAGUCAAACGUGGGAAGAAGGCCAUAUUGCCAGCAUAUCGUGUAGUAACCAAAACAAAUGACCCUUCAGAGGAAGAAACGCACAGAAAACUUCAAAUUGAUCGCUUCAACUUAUCAAACGAUCGGUUUUACGAAGCCCACAAGGAGGGGCGUUUCCAUAGGGUACGUCAGACAUUUGGACAGCUGGUUGUUCAGCACGCUCUUCCUGCCGUCAAGUUGAUGAAGCCAUGGUACAAGAACAAGUUGACAAAAUCAGAACAACGGUCAUUCCACAGACCGCAGCUUCAACUACCACUCAAUGUUGACAUUACAUUUUCGCGCGUAAAAGGUAGCAAAAAGAAGAAACAAAAACGCAAGGAGCUGGGCGAAGUCAUGAGAGGCUCAAAGGAUUUGACGUUGCGUGACAACACCAACUUUGUUCUACUGGAGUAUUCGGAGGAACAUCCAGCAAUUAUUCAAAAUGUAGGCAUGGGAAGCUUCUUGAUAAAUUAUUACCGUAAGGAGAAUAUUGACGAUACCCACAUACCCCAAAAGGAAAUCGGAGAACCCUUUGUUUUGGAUGUUGCCGAUGCCUCGCCAUUUCUGGGUUUUGGAAAUGUGGAGCCAGGACAGACUAUCAGCGCACUUUAUAACAACCUGAUCAGAGCACCUGUAUUCGAGCAACCAGCAAGAAACACAGAUUUUCUAGUCAUUAGGACGACCUAUAAGGGCGAGACCAAGUAUUAUAUCAGACAUAUCCCACAUCUCUACGUUGUCGGUCAAACAUAUCCUGUCCAGGACGUCCCCGGCCCUCAUUCAAGGAAGAUCACAACCAUGGUCAAGAAUCGCCUCCAAAUCUCAGCAUUUAGAUUUAUUCGCAAGGAUCCAUACAAUCGCCUACGGUUUGCCAAACUCGUCAAGGCCUACCCUGAGUAUUCGGAAAUUCAGAUUCGUCAGAGACUUAAGGAGUUUGCAGAAUUCCAACGGAAGGGCAACAAUACAGGCUUUUGGAAAUUGAAAGCGAGCACGCCACUACCAAGCGAAGAGGAGAUCCGUAAACUGGUAACACCAGAGAUGGUGUGCUUAUAUGAGAGUAUGUUAGUUGGUCAGCGGUAUUUGCAGGAUGCUGGUUAUGGUAAAGCAGCGGAUGGCGAGGAUGAUGGAAACGAGGAUUAUGAGUCCAAUAUGGACAUUGAAGAGCAGCUCGCACCGUGGAUUACAACACGCAACUUUAUCAACGCAACCCAGGGCAAGGCCAUGUUGAAACUUUGGGGAGCUGGUGAUCCAACGGGUCGCGGUGAAGGCUUUAGUUUUGUCCGCAUUAGCAUGAAAGAUAUUUUCUUGAGACAAGGGGAGUCUCUUGAGGAGAGAUUAGCGCAGAUCGAACUUCUUCCAAAGAGUACGCAUCGCUACAAUGUUGCAGAGCAGCAGCAGGUUUACAAGGAGGAGAUUACACGUAUUUGGAACAUGCAACAUCAGGCGCUGAGCAAUACUGAAGAAAUUGAUGGUAACGACGAUGUCAUUGGGAACGAAGAAGAAGAAGAAAAUCUCAAUCGACAGAGGCGUGAAAUGUCUACUGUAGACCGUAGUCGUGUCUCACCCUCGCCGUCAUUGUUUGGCCGAUAUCGUGAUAGUGCUGAUCGCGGUGGAGACCGUGAUCGUGACCGAGACAAUGACAUGGAUGAUGACAAUGUCUCAGUUGCUGGUAGUAUUAGCUCGCGUACCAGUGUUGGCAACUUUGGAUCGUCUCGAAACAAAUGCUUGAUCAUCAAGCGACUUAUCCGUCUGGAGAACGGCGAGACCACAUGGAAAUCUGAAACUAUUCGUGACCCUGCAGUCAUGAAUGCUUACAUUCGUCAACGUCAGCUAAUUGAAGAAAACUCGAUCAGCACUGAAGCACUCGAGCCAACAAACGAUGAGGCUAAGAAUGAACGUAUGAGGAAACGCAUUCUGGAGGAAAUCGCCAGACUUAACAGGAAUCAGGAGCGUAGAAUGGCUAGAGCAGCAGCCAAAGCCGGUAACACGAGCUUGGAUCUGCCUGUUAACCCUGCCACUGCGACCCUCAAAAAGAAGGUGAUUCGUCAAUGUAGCAACUGUGGUGCAUUGGGUCACAUGAAAACCAACAAAAAAUGUCCCAAAUAUGUUGACCCUUCAGGAGCACUUCCCAACUUGGGUGUGACAGGCACAGGAUACAUGACUGCAGGAGGCGUUGGAAGUAUAAUGUCUCCACCACAUGUCCCAGUACGCCCAACACCUCUUGCGCCACCUAGUGCACCACCACCAAUGGUUAGGGGCGGAUCAAUGACAGGCGAUUUUAUUAGACAAGGAUCACCACAAUCCUCCGGCGUCAGUAGUAACAAAAUUUCGAUUCCCAAAGCUGUCAUUGACCGUGUUGCGGAUCUGGAGAAGGAACGUGAGAAAGAGGAAAAAGAGGCUCUUGUAGUCCGACUUCCCUCUAAAAUGCUCCAGCCGACACCACCCAAGAGGAAGCGAAGCGAAUCUGCAACCCAGCACACGGAAGACGACUUUAUGGAUUACUUCCCGCCCGUUAAAUCAUAUGGUCGUCGAAAGAAAGCAGAUGUCGAGCUCGCCAAUAUUAUCGAAUCUGUGCUUUCCACAAUCCUAUCAAUGCAAGAGGCUACCGCUUUUAUUUCCCCAGUAUCGUCCAAGAUUGCGCCUGGCUAUGAUAUUGUGAUUAAGCAACCGCGCGAUUUGUCGGGUAUGAGGGAUGCCAACAAAAACUACUAUGCGUACCGCACUGUUGAUGCAUUUUUGACCGACAUGCGGAUCAUGGUCAACAAUUCAUGGAUAUAUAAUGGAGAACAUUCACCAUGGACUAAAGCGGCAAUGGUAUUGCUUGAAAAGGCUGAAGGGAUUCUGGCGCCACAGAUGGAAACAAUUCGGCAGCUAGAACAGGAAAUUCUUGAAGCAGAUAUGAAAGCCAAUAUUUAUGGCGGUAUGACCACUCCAGGAGGGACCGGACCCGGCGGUGCAACAAGCACACCGCCUCCUGCAAAUCUGCCGAGCAUGCAUCCAGGUGGUUAUGGUGUUUAUACGAGUGCGACAUUCCCAGGCAUUGGCAAGCCUUUCUUAGGAUUCCCAGUACCCGGAUCCAAGAACAGCAACAAUAGUAAUCCAAGUACCACAGCAACCACAGCUAUAGCAGCCCCGCUGUCAUCCUCGUCAUCAGUGGCACCUGAUAGUACGACGUCCGAUGCAGGAGAAGUGCAGGUGAAGGCUGAGAACAUGGAUUGGCAGUAAUGGUGUGACUCGUGUAGUUUAAUAAAGCCGCAAGGCGAAGCAAUAUUCAUUU
Molecule: messenger RNA, 4716 nt
Organism: Lobosporangium transversale
Lineage: Eukaryota; Fungi; Mortierellomycota; Mortierellomycetes; Mortierellales; Mortierellaceae
Exons: 6
Coding region: 114-4664 (1516 amino acids)
Biological process (GO): RNA polymerase II preinitiation complex assembly; transcription by RNA polymerase II
Cellular component (GO): transcription factor TFIID complex
Molecular function (GO): RNA polymerase II general transcription initiation factor activity; TBP-class protein binding; RNA polymerase II general transcription initiation factor binding
Source: RefSeq, a predicted model, not a curated record